AUUUUCGUUUUUAUGGAGUCUUAUUUUACCUUUUCAUUGCCUCAAAAUACUUUUGGCGUGUCUUUCUCAGUGAUAGCUUUGAAGCAUUGUGUUUUCUUGUGGCAGCUUCAAAGCAGUGUUGACCACAUUAUCCACGUAGUGUAUGUAUACCACGCUCUUUUGAGAUGACUGCGUGUAAGUAUGUUCUUAAGGUAUUAUUUUAGUACGUAUUAGUCUAAACAAAAUAAGAUGAAAGCGCACGGUAUUACUUCAGCUGUCAAAUUAGCUUUUGGUAGCACGUUUCGCACGGGGAGGACAUUUUGGCAGAACACCGGAACGUUCAACAGGAAGUAUAAUAAAAUAAAAUAAAAAAUAAAAACUUUUCGGGUUUUGAUGUUUCUGUUUAAUCAAUUAUGUUAAUGAAGACGUUUUUAUUAUGUUAGUUUGUAUUGAAUUUUUUUUUUAAUUUUUUUUUAAAAAGUUUUUCGUUGUGUACGUUUUCCCAUUUAGCAUGACGUUGCUAGGGGGACUGAUUAAAGUGAUGCACACGUCUUGAACAUCCGGGUCAUCACGCGAGAACGUAUGGUAAAGUAAAUAUUACUGAACAUUUAUGCUUUAUAUUUUCUUCUUUCAAUAAAUUUCUUUAUAAAAAUGACAUUGUUGACGGAUUAGUUGUGGCCUAGCAAAGAAGCAUAUAGCAGUUCGUUCACCUUGCGAUACUUGAAGUCAAUAUCUGAAUGUUAGCUAAUGUCAUACUGUAUGUAAAAGAAUGUCACCGUGGAUGACAAGGGAGGUCAUGAGGCGGUCUUUACGCUUCUGCAUCAAUUCGUGGAAACACUACAGGACAUUUGCAGACAAUUCACGUUCCACCAAGCAACAGUUAGUACUCAAUCCCUACAAAAUCCAGCUAUUGCAGGUUGAAAGUUUAAGGAGUUCAGUAAAGUUCCACUGGCAGGAUUCCAGUUUGGGAGAAUUAGACAAAAACGAACCAGCUGCUACUCCAGUGGCAGGUUCCUUAGAGCAGAGAGCGAGGAGCCCCCUUUUCAGUGAGCUGGAAAAAUGUGGCUCUCCUUCAGAUGUUCUUGACCUCAGCCAACGAUAUCCGCCCUCGCCUCGUGGAAUCAGCAACUACUUUACAUAUAUGUGGACCAGCGUUAAGAAGAUGUCUGACGAGCAGCGCCGAUGUGAGCUCCAGCUGAUGUUGGAGCAUCCAGCGUUUGAGCUGCUUCUCCAAAACGCCAUGACCAAUGUGGGGUCAAUGCAACCUGAAGAUGUGGCUUACUCUCUUCUGUCUAUGAUUAAUCUUGGUGUCCCACAAAAAAGUCGUGUAGUCCAGCUCUACCUCCGUGCCUGCCAGGAGACGUUGAAUGACUUUGAUGAGAAGAGUCUGUCCAUUUUGGCCUCGUGUCUGGAUCGCAUGGAGAGCACAGCUAACGUGGAUGCACUCAAACAUGGCUUGAGGCUGGUCAUUGAGGUGCGUCUUCCAAUGAUAAAGAGUGUGUUGGCUUUUCAGACCAUGAUGCGUCUCCUGGGUAAAGAUAUGUCGCCUGACCUCAAACGUAAACUUGUGCGAAAGGCCUUCUCAAUGAAAAAGCAGUUCAGCCUUCCCAACGCACAGCACAUGAUCUCCACCAUGGCCAAGAUGGACUUCUAUUCUAAACCACUGCUGGAUAUUUGCAGCCAAAGAAUCGUAGAAGAUCUGCACGGAACCCCUUUUAACAGACUCUUAAAAGUGAUGUUGGCAUGUCGGGAAGUGCGCUACAGAGACUUGGCGCUGCUGACGGGCAUCUCUGACUACGUGGCCUCCACUGUCGAUGUAUGGACGCAAAAGGAGGUAGUCAUCUUCCUGUCUACCUUUGAGAGCUUUGGCUUUUCUUCUGGGUCACUAAUGGAGGCUUUUGCCCAAAAAGUCAUGGCCAACCCAGACACGCUGACGCUUAAAGACCUUCUAUGCGUCCUCAAGGUGUACUCGUCCCUCAACUAUUCCCCUCAGCAUGACAGAGAGACCUUUCUGCAAAGUCUCAAUCAGACUCUGGAUUUCUACCUGCCCAGAAUGUCCGAUUACCAACUGUUUAAGGCUUGUUAUUGUCUCUCCCUUCUUGGAUACUUUCCAUCGGCGCCGAUAGAGAAACUCCUUCAGGGUUCCACCUUAGAAAUGCUGAGUUCCAGAGAUAGGCAUCUCAAGAAACUGGAGCAAAUGGUUCAAACGGUGCACAUGUGCCUCCGUCUUGACCGUCCUGUACUGUCUCAGACUGCGGGGGUCCCCGCAUGCGUGCUGGGUGAAGUGACAUCCGGGCAUUCGGCGGAAAAUCAGCGACUCUCGCGGGUACUGCGAAGGGUGUUGUCCCACCGAGCAGAUGUAGCUCUUCAGGAAAUGGUGGUGGUGGAGAACGUUUACUUUCUAGACGCUGUGAUUAGCAAAACUAUGAUCAACCAAACUUCGGACGAAGAAAAACAAGCACAAAGAAUGGCAGUUCUUUGUCCGGCUCCCUCUGCUUUCUGCUUCGGUACAACCCACCCCCGAGGUCCGCUAGCUGUCAAACUUCGCCAUUUAAAGAUUCUAGGCUAUCUUCCAAUUAUGAUAACCGAACAGGAACUGACGUGUGAAGAGAAGGCGGCACAAAUCCUCACAGAGCGGAUUUUUACAGAAAUUCCGGCACCGACAUGACCAUAGCCAUAAGUAACAUUUAUUGUCAAUAAAUAAAUUGAGACUCAUUUACAGUGCCUGUCAUAAGUAUACAUGCCCUUGGAUGUUUUCCCUUUUUAUUGCAUUCAUAAAUCAAUUGUGGUCAAAACAAUUUGGCAUUUUUAACACAAACAUUUAUUGGGAAAAAAAUAUGUACAGUGGUAUGAAAAAGUAUCUAAAGCUUUUGGAAUCUCUCACAUUUCUGCAUAAAAUCACCAUCAAAUGUCAUCUGAUCUUUCUAAACAUAGCACUGAUGUAAAAACAGUGUUUGCUUUAACUAAAACCACCCAAACAUUGCAAACAAUUAUUGAAGGGGGGAAAAUAAGUGAACCCUCUGCCUAAGGAGACUUAAAGAGCAAUUGAAAACAAUUUUUACCCAAAAAAUUAAGUCAGGUGUGUGCCCAAUCACUGAUGAGUGGUUUGAAGCUACCUUGCCCACUAUAAAACACACACCUGGUAAGAUCUGAAGACCUGCGAUCAAGGAUUGUUGAUUUGUAUAAAGCUGGGAAAGGAUACAAAACCAUCUCUAAAAGUCUGGAUGUUCAUCAAUCGACAGUCAGAGAUGUUUUCUCCAAAUGGAGAGAGUUUGGCACUGUUGCUUCUCUCCCAAGGAGUGGCGGUCCAUCAAAGAUAAUGCCAAGAAUUCAGCGCAGAAUACUCAGAGAGGUAAAAAAGAACCCUAGAGUCUCUUCUAAAGACUUACAGAAAUCACUGGCACAGUCCAAUCUCUCUGUCCACAAAUCAACUAUAUGUAAAACUAAAGCCAAGAAUGGUGUUCAUGGGAGGACUCCGUGAAGGAAGCCACUGCUGUCUAAAAAAAAACAACAACAUUGUUGCGCGGUUAAUGUUUGCAAAAAGGCACUUAGAUACGCUACAGAAGUUUUUGGAGAAGUUUUGGUAAAAAAUAUUUUGUGGACUGAUGAAACCAAAGUUGAAUUGUUUGGGAGUAACACACAAUGUCAUAUGUGGAGGAAAAAUGGAACAGCUCACCAACAUCAACACUUCAUCCCCACCGUGAAGCAUGGUGGAGGGAGCAUCAUGAUUUGGGGCUGUUUUGCUUCCUCAGGGAUGUUUUGAAGUUUGACCUGAGGUCAUCUGUCAGACAGUUGAAGCUAAAAAGAGGAUGGAUGCUGCAACAAGACAAUGAUCCAAAACACAGAAGUAAAUCAAUUUCAAAAUGGUUUCAGAAGCACAAAAUACACGCUGUGGAGUGGCCAAGUCAAGACUUGAACCCCAUUAAGAUGCUGUGGCAUGCCAGACAUCCAGUGAAUCUGACUGAACUACAGCAGUUUUGUAGAGAAAAAUGGGCCAAGAUUAGUCCUGACUCCUGAUCGAUGUGCCAGACUGAUCUGCAGCUGCAGGAAGUGUCUGGUUGAAGUAAUUGCUGCCAAAGGGGUUGGGGGGGGGGGGCAAAAAAACUUUAAAUGUGAUGGUUCACUUACUUAUUUUUCCCCCUUCUGUCAUUGUUUGCGUCCGAUCUUCAUUAAAAUAUGAAAACCUAUACAUGUUUGGGUGGUUUUAGUUAAAGCAUCUGUUAUUUUGACAAAGAUCAGAUCACAUUUGAUGGAGGCCGGAGUCACCAGACAGGACCCAGGUGCAGACUAUGCAAAGAGGCCCUUGAGACAGUCCAGCACAUCACAGCAGGGUGUAAGAUGCUGGCAGGCAAGGUAUACAUGGAACGUCAUAACCAGAUAGCACGCAUAGUGUACAGCAACAUCUGUGAGAGACCCCAGAGUCAAGGUGGGCAACACCUCCAAAUAGGGAUGGGAAUUGAUAGGAUUUUUACGAUUCCGAUUCCAUUAUCGAUAUUGCUUAACGAUUCGAUUCUUUAUCGAUUCUCUUAUUGAUUCUAAUUUGGGGAAAAAGAACAAACGUUUUGAUUGACAUUGAGUUUGUUUAAUCAGAAGUCACAACCUUACAAACUCACAACAAGGUCAAAAGAGGCCCAAAGCCUCCAUAUUAACUGUGGCAAUAAGUGGCAAAUGCACAAGAAUGUGUAACAUUUUACUGAAACAUUUUUCUAAUAAAAAAUAUUGGUAUAUAUUGGCAUAUAGGUCGUUGGUCUGCCGUUAGCAAUAUGUGUUAAACUUGCAGGGGUCCCCAAACUUUUUCCAGUGAGGGCCGCAUAACUUUUCCCUUCUCUGAUGACUGGCUGGGGUCAGUUUGUAACAGAAAAAGUGUGACGAUUGCAGGAGUGUCUAAAUGUAAAAAAUUGUUGUUUUCUCCAGAAAGCCACAAUCAAAUAACCCUUUCUGUAUUCUUAACGGAACAAAAGUAAAUAAAAUAAAAAUAAUAAUAUAAUAUAAUAAUAAUUAAUAAUAAUAACACUAUUAAUCAAAUAGAUAAUAACCAAAUAACCCUCUCUGAGUUCUUCACAGAAAAAGGCCAGAAAAUAAUUAACACUAUUGAGAAAUUUUUUUUUUCAAAAUGCUCUCUGGUAUUGGUCAGGGGCCCGGACCAAAUGUCGGGGCGGGCCAUACUCGGCCCGUGGGCCGUAGUUUGGGGACCCUGUUAAAGUGUAUUAUUUACCAGUAUAGACCCCACUCACAUGACGUCACAACCACGCCUCCGCGCCAUAUUGUCCGUCAGGUCGUCGUGUUUAUGCAUUACCGCUACAUAAAUUCCUCCUAUUAUGGCGUGUUUUUCUGCUCGUUAACAUUAAUAAUCAUAAUGGUGAAGGCGUGUGUGGCGGUUGGUUGCAGUAUCAGAGAAGAUAGACGGAGAGACUUGAAAUUCUACUGUAUUCCGAGAGACCCGGAGAGGAGAGCGAGAUGGACUGCUGCAAUUCGACGAGAAAACUGGGAACCAAACGAUCACCACAGAUUAUGUAGUAGUCAUUUUAUAUCUGGUAAGAUGCAUUUAAUAUAUAUUUAGAGGGUUUUGGGCUGACAACCACAAUUAAGAUCAUUGCGAGGCUAAUCGCCGACAACAUACAGUUUCAAAUUCAAGAUGCUUAUUUCUUCCACCAUCAUUAUAUUUUGAAUAAUAUUUAGCUGGUACCAAGUGAAAGAAGCUGGCCUCGUCUACGGAUCAUCAGUUAAACAGGUGUGUCCAAACCUUUUGCAAAGGGGGCCAGAUUUGGUGUGGUAAAAAUGCGGGGGCUACCUUGGCUGAUUUACAUGAACAAUAUUCAUUCAUUCAUUUUCCAUGCCGCUUUUUUUCCUCAUGAGGGUCGUGGAGGUGCUGGAGCCUAUUCCAGCUAACUAUGGGCAGUAGGCAGGGGACACCCUGAAUAUUUAAACACAUUUUAGCAAGCCCUUCUGUGUGUCACAUUUGCUUUAUUGUUUUUUUUAAUUCAUAAUUUCAACAAUCUCGUCUUUGUGGCGUUCUCUUUCGACACUCGGGCUCUUGCGAAAUACUGCUGCUGUGAAAUUAAACUAGCUUCAAGUUGCUAUAAUUUCUUGCUGCGUAUCUUCCCUGUAAUGUUGCUGUGCAUGUCAGCGUGUCUUGUUCGGUAAUAUCAUUAUCGCGUCACAUCGAACUGUUUGAAAACAGCAACUGUCUCUUUGCAAAUGAGGCAGACACAGUUGUUGCGUGUUUUAUUGAAGAAAUAGUCCAAUAUCCACCUAUCUUUGAAGCGUCGGCCAUCGCAGUCAACUUUUUUUUUUUUGAUUGUCGCCAUUUUGGAAAAUUGGAAGUAAAGGGUCACACGGGGUAAUGUUGCUUAGAGUGCUGCUCUUAAAGUUUUUCAAACUUUCGUGAGAAUAGGCUGAUUUUGUGUGGACAAGAUAGUUGGAGAUAUCAGGGUAGCAGAUGUCAGGCAGAGACGGCGAAGACAGCGGUCGAAAAAUAUCGAUGUAGGCAUAAAAUAUGGAUCUGGCGAAUGGAUAGACUGAAGCUUUUCCACAUAACGCCUUUUAUGCAACGCAUCCAAUGAGUUUACAGCGUCUGAAAGCACCGGGGCUUCCAUGAAUUGCACUAUAAAUUGCACGACAAAUUGCAACCAUUGAGAAUACGGAUAAACAAUGACGGACAAUAUCGUGGCCGGAUACAGAGACACGUCAUUGUGUGACGUUGGUGAGUGGGGUCUAUAUUGAAAUACAUGCCUUUUAGUUUUUAUGGUGCUUUCACGCUCAAGUGGGGGCGCCCUUGCGCUUCUUCACGCGAAGAAGAACGCGCUCACGCGAAGAAGAAGAAAUGCCGCAUCCAAGCCAGUGAGCGAGUUAGUGAGAGAGCGAAGCACUGCUACGACCCUACGUUCUUUGUUAAUGCUUGUAAAAUAUCUACAGAGGCAACGCCUGUAUGUAUCAUCUUUUGUGUUGUUGUUGUGUGUUUCCACUCGCGAUCGGACACUUAAAUCCAGUUGUGUAGUGGUUUGAACGAUGUGCUAAUGCUAGUGAACGCAUGCUAACGGUUUUGUUAUUACUGAAUUAGCAGCUAAUCAUCGCUGAUUUACGUUGAGGCAAACCUAUUUGUUAUUUGGGACGAAAUUGACUUGUUUCAUUUCUAUUUUUACUUCCACUCUUCAAGUGAUGGUUGAAUAAAGUCAGCAAAUUAUACCAACGUCUUCUGUAUCGUCAUUUCGGAGUUUAGCUAGCUGUAUAGCUGUCUCUGUGAGGACAGUGCAGUCUAUUCCCUUCCGAUGCAGUUAUCUGCACCUUCCCUCCCGAUGCAGUUAUCUCCACCUUGCAAUGAUUGCAAGUCGUUUUGUUGUAAUUUUUCCUCGUGAAGUGAAGACACACUUUAGAGCGUUUGAACCUACGUGCUGUCAUUGUUAUGGUUACGGCUGCAAUGCUCGUGCUAAACCAUCGUAACCUUUCAUUUUCACCCUCUUUCCUGGUGAAAUGUAGCCAAACUUUGGAGCGGGUGGUUCUUGGCGCCAUGCUAGUUUGAUGCGUUUGGACAACAAGACGGUCACGACGCAAUAUGCGUCUUCAGGACUCGUUAAAGGGAUCGUUAAGGCUUUUUCAUUGUGAUGUCGAGGCCUCGAAACACUAGGAACCGGUUCCGAAUUGGAAUCGGAUUUCGAUUCCCAUCCCUACCUCCAAAGGUGGUCGAGAACAACCGAGCCAAGAUCCUGUGGGACUUCCAGAUUUAGACAGAAAAACUGGUGAUGGCCAACCAGCCUGACAUAGUGGUGGUGGAUAAACAUCAGGAGACAGCAGUAUUGAUAGAUGUAGCAAUCCCGGGCAAUAGCAAUUUCAGGAAAAAAACACGAAAAGCUGGAGAAAUAUCAAGGGUUGAAGGAAGAGUGGGGAGUGAAGGCAACAGUGGUGCCAGUAGUGAUCAGGACACUAGGGGCAGUAACCCCCAAUCUGGGUGCAUGGCUCCAACAGAUACCUGGAAAAAUGUCCGACAUCUCCGUUCAGAAGAGCGCAAUCCUAGGGACAGCUAAGAUCCUGCGCAGAACCCUCAAGCUCCCAGGCCUCUGGGAGGACCCGAGAUUGAAAGGAGAGACCAUAGCGCCCGGAUGGGCGAGACAACAAUUUUCAUAUAUAUAUACAGUGGGGCAAAUAAGUAUUUAGUCAACACUA
This is a messenger RNA of Corythoichthys intestinalis (scribbled pipefish), 8139 nucleotides long. It is a transcript of the gene fastkd2, whose product is annotated as FAST kinase domains 2. Gene Ontology annotation, molecular function: RNA binding. The transcript has 11 exons. Bases 749 to 2647 code for a protein of 632 amino acids. Gene Ontology annotation, cellular component: mitochondrial matrix; ribonucleoprotein granule. Gene Ontology annotation, biological process: mitochondrial RNA processing; regulation of mitochondrial mRNA stability. The record is from RefSeq and is a predicted model, not a curated record. NCBI's taxonomy places the organism in Eukaryota, Metazoa, Chordata, Actinopteri, Syngnathiformes, Syngnathidae.